Messenger RNA from Entamoeba invadens IP1, 417 nucleotides. RefSeq lists its product as hypothetical. The coding region runs from base 1 to 417 and encodes 138 amino acids. The transcript has a single exon. The record is from RefSeq and is a predicted model, not a curated record. NCBI's taxonomy places the organism in Eukaryota, Evosea, Mastigamoebida, Endamoebidae.
AUGUCUUGUGGCGAGAGGCGAGUCUUCAGUGGAAAGCCGAACAAGGACGAACUUCCUCCAAUUACUUCACUCUCAACAAAGCCGACAGCACACCGCGAAUAUAAUGUGUUUUACUUGACGACUUCGAGCUCACAACGUCUCUUACUGAAAGUCGACGACUCUCCUGAACUCCCUCGUAAGCACAUCGACCAUGACCACAAUGCGACACAACCAGCACCACACUCAAAGUCUGAGAAACAACAAAUUGUUCAACAAGAACGACCAGCUUACCACACACUCAUGAAACUGAAACUCCCCCAGUACCCAAUCAAAACCACUGCGACAAAAAGGAAGGAAGCACUCUUUGCAUUGCGAGAAAUGCAACUCGCUGCUCUAAAAACGGCUCGCACAGAACAGGUUUCUACUCACGAGAAGUAG